Ctenocephalides felis (cat flea) is the source of this 3210-nucleotide messenger RNA. Its product is annotated as probable serine/threonine-protein kinase nek3. The coding region runs from base 1 to 3210 and encodes 1069 amino acids. The record is from RefSeq and is a predicted model, not a curated record. The transcript has 18 exons. NCBI's taxonomy places the organism in Eukaryota, Metazoa, Arthropoda, Insecta, Siphonaptera, Pulicidae.
AUGACUGACAUAGCGACCAAGCUGUUUGGUUUCCGUCAGCAAGCUCCGGCCAGUCAUGGCCCUCAGCCUGUCCGUGGCCCUCUGGGCCAACUCACAAACCGAGUUGGCGAUGUGGCCCGAACCGACGGCCGAGUGACGACCCAGGCCUAUCAGAACAACAAAACCAAUAACAAUAACAUUAAUGGAAAUAACACGAAUAACACAGAAAAACAAAGGCCAAGAAGUUGCGAAGGUCAAUACCAGACCAUAACUCGCCAACAGACCCAGAUUAAAUUGAAAGGAACCACAAUAACAAAUACAAAUGAUCAAGUCAAGAAUCAGCAAAAUACAAUGAGUAGGCCACCUCAGCAGCAAUUGAAUUUUCCUAUAAGGCCAACUUUGACCAGUGGCCCUAUUGUGGCAAAUCCUGGGAUCGUGAGCUCUACUAACACAAAUACUAACACGAGCAAUCAGGAUCCAAAUCCUGCUGGCAGGUUUACUUUGCACAGUUCCCAAUUGCCGAGACCACAGUUGGCCAUCAGAAUGGACAAUGCCCAAAGAAGUAAGUUGGCCAAACAGGCAGUCAACAAUGGUGUCAGAAGAAGGGAGCAAAGUGCCUGUGUACGGAUGCAAAGUGUUGGAGGCGAUAUUACAGACCCUUCCAAAGGGUACCGAGGACGACCUCGAAAUCUAGAAGUCGUCAUGACCGGUGCUCAUGGAUUCGAAGUGCGGGACACUGACGAUUCGAGCAUUGUUGCCAUCAGCAUUCAGCAAUGCUCCAGCAGUCCUUUGAAUACAGGGCUUGUCAGGGAACGUACUGGAGACCUACAAAGACUUGCCAACGUCCAAACAAACCAAAGAGAUCUCAACAGCCAAGGUUCUACAGCUUCUGGUUCAUCAUCCAGUGCAUCUACAUCUUCGAACUUUGCACUCAGGGCACAAACAAACCCAGUCACAGAUUUGUUUAGAAAACCUUCAAAUUCAUCCAGCGAAGGUUUUACUUACGAUGAUGAAGAAAAGGCCAACAGGGAUAAGGAUAUAUCAGAAAAGACUACACAGUUGUCUCGUGACUUCUCAGCACCGUCGUCCAAAAAUUCAUCACCAGGAUCUAAGGGCUCAUCAAACAAUUGGGGUUUAGAUUGCGGAGGUGAAGAUCUAGCACCAGCUGAUGUUUUGAGCCUGGAUUCAAAUUCAGGAUCUGCAUCAAAUCUGAGUCCAGAAGAUCAGACUUCAGGAAAUGCCAAGUUGUUCAACACAAGUUUGACCAGGAAUACUGGCUUGCAGGCACUCAUGUCUUCGUCUUUGCUCGGAUCUUCAGGCAGUGCAGCGUCUACUUUGCUCCUAAGAAGUGCUAUAGAACACGAUCCUAAGUUUGCAGCAGUUGCUGCAGCUGCUGCAGUUGACAGUUGUUUAUUGGACGAUGAGACUAGUCCAGUCGACAGCCUAAUUAGCAGUACCAGCAGUGUUUCUGAUAGUUGUAAUGAAGAUGAUGUUGAUGGAGCUCUGGGAACGAAAAAGAUUAGUGUGACCAAAGAUAAGGAUAAGGACAAGGACAAGGAUAAAGAAGUUGACUCUCUGGCUGACCAGGAACCACCAAGCAACAUGAUGAUUGGUGCAAUCAGCAGUCCUGGUACUCCUACAAAUGCAUCCAACUCUUUAUCAUUGAGUGAUGGAGGAAGGGACUAUUUUGAUGACGAAAUUGCUGAUCAGCCUGCACUGGUUUUCAAUGACAAGAACAAUACGAGUAGUGCUGAUGGUUUAUCCACAAGUCUACAACUUGUAAGUCUCACCGACAACACACUGACCAGUGGAGGUCAAGAUGUGCCAAAUAAUUUGACACACACUUUAAUUGGACCCAGGGUUCAACCUUUGGCGAAUAAUAAGGUGGUGCAGACUUUUAACUCCCAACCUGCUGCUAGUCUUAUACAAAGUGCAGUAUUGGCCAACGCCAAUCAUCCUGUAUCAAAUCUAAGCCCAAGUUCCUUAAGGCUUCGUCGAAAUGGGCCAAACGAGUUAAGUCGUUGCGGUUCGUUGGACACUUUGUCGCCUUGCGAAAGUAUUGCAUCGGAUGACCUGAUGAUGGACUUUGAUCAUAGCCAAAGUAGUUUGGAGAGCGACAGGGCUGAAAGUGGCCACGGCAGUGCCUUGCACUCUUUGGACGAAACUCAAAUCAUGAACGAGUUGGCCCAACAAGGUGGCCAGGUUAUGAAGGAAUGGACGACGUUGCUGAACGCCAGGCAAUUGACGAAUGGUGGACGUACUGAAGUAAAUGGGAGUUCUCAGUCCCAGCAACCUGCUUCGGUACAGCCUCCAGCUCGGACGGCGCGCCUCCUGCAAAGGGCGCGCGCCAGUCCUCCACCAGGGGUCAGAAGAACCCCGAUAUUCAGACCACCGCCGCACCAGGGAUCACCAACCCACCAGACCACAAAUGGAUGUCCUCCAACCGAUAUGGAGGACGGCGGAGCCUGGAUUGACAGGAGUACACAUAACGCCAUCAUGCAGGACGUUGUUGGCAUCAAGACAAUGCUGCUCAAGCUGAAGAGGGUUUUACAUGAGACUGAGACCAUGAAUCCCUUCGAUCGUCAUUUAAAUUCUCCAAGGCAUUCGGCUGAUAGUGGUAUGGGAGCCUCCAGUGCCUCCAAUGGAGAUUCCUUGGAGAUGGCGGACCUGAAGAGACAGGUUGUUUUUCUGCAGACCCAAUUGGAAGACAAAGAACGAACCGUGCAACUGCUGCAGCUGCAGAUGACCAAGUACUCACAAAAUAGAACCAAUGGGUUGCAAGGUAACCAAAAUCAGAACCAGGUUCUGUCCAAUUUACCUAUUAAUGGCGUUUCUGAAGAUAAAGCAGUGAAUGCUGCCACACAAACCGAAAGGUUGAGACCAAUGUCUACUGGCCCGACUACAUAUCAACAACUAGGAGAAGCGAAUGGAUUAUUGAGCGCGAGUGAUUCCAGUGACGGCGGUUCGGAAAAGACCAGAAAACGCUUGACGAACGCGUCCAGCCUUCCCCGUCGCCUAAACAGGACAUCAAAUAAUUCUGCACAACAGUCGUCAACCUUACACACAGACAUGAAACACACGUCAUUAUGCUGUAGAUGCCGAAAAGAAAUCCUGGAUUGCACCAAUAAUGGAUCAUCAGCAGACACCAGGAGCGACGACACCAAAGAUCCAGGAAAAGAUCAGGAUCCAGGACGAGGUCUCAGAAGACCAACGGGUGUACAAAUAAAUUGA